This is a messenger RNA of Lates calcarifer (barramundi perch), 6905 nucleotides long. It is a transcript of the gene znf280d, whose product is annotated as zinc finger protein 280D. Gene Ontology annotation, molecular function: nucleic acid binding. Bases 558 to 5240 code for a protein of 1560 amino acids. The transcript is spliced from 27 exons. The record is from RefSeq and is a predicted model, not a curated record. NCBI's taxonomy places the organism in Eukaryota, Metazoa, Chordata, Actinopteri, Centropomidae.
AGUUUUCUAAAGCUGGUUGAAAUCUGUGGUUCUCCCUCACAUGUAAAUCUCCAUCCCUACAUUGAUGGCUGGUGGUCUAAAGAGAGAUAACGUUCGUACAGAUAAUAAAGAUUUGGUCCUUCUCUCCAUAACCUUUGUAUGCACUGUGAUAUGGACUGUAUGGACGAGGGACCCAAACGGUUAAUUAAGUAUGAUAGAGGGUGAAAGUACAAGUAUAUUGGAGUAUGUAGCAUUUACGGGGCGGGAACGGACUACAGUAUACAUGCCGAUGUUUUUUAUUAGUGUGUAAUCACCUAAAAGUAAGAGUUGCGUGCUCAUUUGCUUAGAUUGAGCCAUUUAUAUCUACAUAUGGAGCGGGUCCUCCUUCACGGAGUCCUUCACAUUGCUCAGCUGUGUUUCUACAGUAGCCCAGAGCGGACAAACCAAACCAAAGAGUGGCUGUAUAUAGGGUCAUUCGCGUUUUUACGUCAACGCCACAGCUUGUAUACGGAAGACUUAAGAGGGAGAAAGGAGAGUGGUUGCUGUGUGUGACAAGCGUGACAGCCAAAGUUUUGAUAAUGGGGGACCACACAUAUUAUUUAGCGCAAGAAAAGGCAGCGGAGCGUGUACCCUCGCUGUCAAAGAAGCGUAAACACGAGGAAGCCAAAAGAAGGCGGGACAGGCGAAGACAGAGAACAAGGAUUAACAUUGGGGUGGCAUUUCACAGAUGGAAAUUGCUGAUGAAUGACAAAUGUUUUCAAAGUGAUGCCGAGGUCGCCUGCUUUCUGCUUGACAGAUGGAGAGAGCUUCGUGACAAACUGGAACCACAAAAAGAAGUUCAUCUCGCAUGUGUUUUAUCAGACAGUUAUGAAAAGAUAUCCUCAAUAUCGCUGAGCUGCACUUGCAUGCAAAAGCCUCCUGCACCAUCAAGUCUGGGACAUGUAUCAGCCUCCGAAAGUUUUGAGGAGAUGGACGUCACCAUUGACGAGGAUGAAUGCAACAGCAACGACAGAAUAUCUGACUUGGAUGAUGAUAUGGAAAACAUCACAGAAACAACUGAACUGAGAUCUGCAGGAGCAGAUAACAGCUGUGAUGAAGAAGUCUACGUACCACUAAUGCCUCAGAGGUCCACGGCAUCUGAAUUUUUACUGGAAUGUGAAGAGGAGGAGCUGGAGCCAUGGCAGAAACGAACAUCACAAGUACGAGUGAAAGAAGAGGAUGAUGUUGGAGAGUUGACUGUAGAUUGUAAGCCAGAGCCUUCACCUCUUCAGAUAGAUGCAGUGAAUUCUUCACCACCUGUGCUGAAAACAGAAAGCCCACAGCCUGAUGUCUUCAACAACCAAGAAUUCACUGCAGCUUCUCCACAAUUAACGAGCAACACUGAGUUCACUGGCUCUCUCGGGACACAGCGUCCUCCUGGGAAUUCAUUUGCAAUAGUUCCAGCUGGUCACCAGCACAUUUUCCAAAAUGUGGCUACAGCCACAGUAACACCUGAGGUGCAGCAAAUCAGCAACAACCCUGUGUCCUUACCCUGUGUCCAGGGUCAACAUCGGGAGCCUCUUUGUGACCACUUACAGGAACGCAUUUGCGAUGUCACAAUGGACCUCAAACUUGAGCAGAGAGCAAACAUUGAACACUGUGUCAGACUCGGAAAAUCUGCAAGGGAGACCCUUAAAAUGCUUAAGAAGGCUUACGGCAAUGAAGCAAUGAGUCGGGCAAGGUGUUUUGAAUGGCAUUCCCGUUUCAAGAGGGGCAGAACGUCACUGGAGGACAACGAGAGGUCAGGGCGACCCUCUACAAGCACAACCCCCGAAAAUGUCCAAGAAAUCGAACGGCUUGUGCGUCAGAAUCGCCGGAUCACCAUCAAGGAAAUUGCUGACACCGUCAACGUGUCAUUUGGAACAGUUCACACAAUCCUCACAUCCAAUUUGAACAUGCACCGCAUCGCUGCCAAGCUCAUGCCCAGGGUCCUGACUCCAGAGCAGAAGCAGCACCGUGUUGAAGUCUGUGAAGAUCUCUAUCAACAGGCCCAGAAUGACCCGACCUUCAUGUUAAGGAUAAUCACCGGUGGCGAAAGUUGGAUCUACCGCUAUGACCCAGAGAGCAAACAGCAAUCUUUGCAGAGGACAGGCCAGCAGUCUCCAGGAAUGAAGAAGGUGUAUCAAGUCAGGCGCGUGACCAAGAGCCUACUCAUUGUUUUCUUCGAUAUUCGCGGGGUUGUGCACCAUGAAUUCAUUCCCCAGGGCGAGACUGUCAACGCUGAGUUCUACUGCACCGUCCUGAAGCGUCUGAGGGAGGAUAUUCAGCGCAAACGACCUGGACUGUGGCGAGAUGGCAAUUGGGUUCUUCAUCAUGACAACGCGCCUGCUCACAGUGCAUUGAGAACGCGUGAGUUUUUUGGCUGCACCAACACAAUUGUGGCUCCCCACCCCUCUUAUUCACCAGAUUUGGCUCCUUGUGACUUCUUCCUCUUUCCAAAACUGAAAUCCAAGCUGAAGGGCCAUCGUCUUGACACAGUGGAGGAGAUCCAGAAUGAGUCGCAGGUGGUGCUCGACUCGCUUACAGAACGGGAAUUCCAGGAAGCGUUCCAAGCGUGGCAGGAGCGCUGGGAGCAGUGUAUCACUGCACAAGGUGACUAUUUUGAAGGGGAUGGCAGCCAAAUUAGGCAGGCAGAAACUCAGAGCCUGUACUCCACACUCAGGAAGCAGUCUUUGUCCCAACAUCCAUCUCUCAGGUCAACAAUGUCAGAACUUUUUAUGGAAUGUGUCGAGGAGGAGCUAGAGCCAUGGCAGAAACAAGUUCCUGAAGUUCAGUUGAUAGAGGAUGAUGAUGAUGAACCCAUCUUUGUUGGAGUGCUCUCCAAUAACCAAAAGGAUGGUAAGCCUAACCCUCCACCACCUCAGAGAAACACUGCAGGAAAACCAGAAAUAAAGCAUCCUGGUCCUCAGCCUGUCAUUGGCCCUUCACCAAUAAUGCUGCCACUGAAUAUUGCUGGAAAUGCAGUGCGUACUGCAGCACCCACUCUGACAACAGUGAGCCCGCAGCCUGUUAUUGUCAAUAACCAGGGCUUUAUUGUCACUUCUCCACAAUUAGCAAACAGCAGUGAGUUUAUUGCCUCUCUUGGGACACAGUACCCCCCAGGGACAUCAUUUGCAAUCGUACCAGCUGGUCAGCAGCAGCUUUUUCAGCGGGUCAGUCCUGCCACAGUAAUACCUGGUGCUGUCCACAGGCCUCAGGUUCAGCAAAUCCGUAAUAACAUUGUGACGUUGUCAAACGUCCAGAGCCCUGCUGUGUACUCAACACAGUCUGCUCAGCUGCAACCCAAUCUGACAAACACCCAGUCACUUCAGAUCUUCAGUGGCGCCAACAGAGCUCAAAGUACAGUCAAACGUGCACUGCUGCCACAGAAAACAGACUGCGUAGUGAAAAGAGCAAAACUGGAUUUGGUGCCGGCAAAAGUAACUGUCAAAGUGGAAAACGGGAUCUUAAAGAAAAAGUGCUCCAAGUGUCAAGAAGAAUUCCUUACACCAGAAGCCCUGAACUCUCAUAUUAUAAAUUGCAGUACAAAAGUUGAAAGUACGACUCCAUCAAGCCUGAACCCGAGCCCAAACAAGCGCAUCAUGCUUGUCUCAGAUUUCUACUACGGCCACUUUGAGGGAGAUGGGUACAAGGAGGUGCAGAAGACAAACACCACAUUCAAGUGCCAGAGCUGUUUAAAGGUUCUCAAGAACAAUAUCAGGUUCAUGAACCACAUGAAACACCACCUGGAGCUAGAGAAGCAGAACAGCGAGAGCUGGGAAAGCCACACAACCUGCCAGCACUGCUACCGACAGUAUAUGACUCCGUUCCAGCUGCAGUGCCACAUCGAGAGCGCCCACAGCCCAAUCGAAUCCUCAACCAACUGCAAAAUAUGUGAGCUGGCGUUUGAGUCGGAGCAAGUGCUCCUGGAACACAUGAAGGACAACCACAAGCCCGGGGAAAUGCCUUACGUCUGCCAGGUGUGCAAUUACAGGUCCUCUUUCUUCUCUGAUGUGGAGACACAUUUCCGAACAGCCCAUGAAAACACAAAAGACCUGCUCUGUCCCUUCUGUCUCAAAGUUCUUAGAAGUAGCCACAUGUAUAUGCAGCACUACAUGAAACAUCAGAAAAAAGGGAUCCAUCGCUGUGGAAAAUGCAGACUGAAUUUCCUCACCUACAAGGAGAAACUGGAGCACAGGACUCAUGUCCACAAGACUUUCAGAAAACCUAAAGCCCUGGAGGGUCUUCCUCCGGGUACAAAGGUGACCAUUCGAGCCUCCCUCACAGGAAAGACGCCCGUACUGCCCACUUCCCCUGAUCGAUCCGGUUUCACCGUCACUCCAGAAACACUAAGUUUCAGUCAGCAAACCAGAUCUCCAGUCUGUGUAUCCAAGGCUAAGUUGAACAUCUCUGGAGCAGGAAAAGCCAAGAUGAAUCAGAGCAAGAAACAAGAUGGCCGAACUACCAAGCACAACCUGGCACUGAGGAACCUCAGAGUCAACGGAGGAUGCUACACGUGCAUUGAGUGCAAUGCACAAGUUGACAACUUCUUUUCUCACUUCCCAAUGGUUUCGAAUUGUGGUGCAUGCAAAUAUCGGACAAGUUGCAAAGUUUCCAUUGGGAAUCAUAUGAUAAGAUUUCAUAGUACCAUCACCAAAAAUAGAUUUUUGAAAAUGGAUCAUAAGAAAAAUGCAUCCACAUUAAAAUUCACUCUGGUCUGUCUCAACUGCGACCUCCUCGUGGACGCAUCAGGUGGUGACCUGAUGACCAAACAUUUAACCGAUCGACCAAAUCACAUAUGCAAAGUCAUUCAGGAGAAAGCAGAUAUCAAAGCCAAAGAUCGAGUGCAUCUCGUCUUGGGGCAGCCAGCAAAAGUUUUGUACCUCCUGACAUCAGCACCUGCUCAAAGACCAAAGGAUACAGACUUGAAACUAGUUGAAAGUGUCACAUCUGGAAGUGUUACUGUCGCUACCGUUGAUCAGCCAGAUUCAAAGCCCAUGUUACCAGCAGGUGAUCAGGAAAAGGGAUCCACAGAUACAAGUGUCAAUGAAGGUUCCUUCAAAGGAGAACUAAAGCAGUCGUUGCUUCCCGCUCCAUCGUCUGCCUGUACAUCAGAUGGGGUUUUAGAUCUCGGUGCUGAAUCAGUGGUUAAGUCAGACAGUCCAGAUGUUGCAGAGCAGCUCUCUGCCACAGAGAUUGUCCCUGAGAAUGUCACAGAGGAACAGCAAACUAAACCUGAAUGAAGCUGUACAUCAACUAAACAAUGCACAUGAAAAACGAGAGGUCUGCACAGUUAUGAACUUAAAAAUAACAGCAACAUCUGCCAGACCUCGGCAUUUCUUUUACAGAUAACUAUAUGAUGAUGUUGCUUUGGCUGCUGGUAUUUGCUAAUAAUCCCCUCAAGAUUCAUGUGUUUGGCAAGUCAGUUAAAACAAUUGGAAAAAUAUUUUUUCACAAACAUCCAUUGCCAAGGUAUGAUUGUAAUUAUAAAUAAAUAAAAGUGCACCCUUUACUGGUUUAUUUGGCCUGUCAACUAUAUUGUUGGAAAAUUUGCAAACAUCAGAAAUAUUAUUAUGCAUCUUUAAUGAUUCCAGACCUCACAGUGUUGGUUUUUCAUUCAACUUGAAUUUUUUUUGUAUUUCUGAAAAGUUCCAAAAACCUGUUUGAUGUUAUCAUUAAGGAAAAACCCAUCUGUCAUAAGGAGGACAGUGUUUGGCUCAGCUCCCGAAACCCAGUGUCUGUUUUUGAUUUGCUUUACUGAAAAAUGUGAACACGUUUGUCCAUGAUCUGAUUCUAAAACUCCAGACUUCCUGGAAAAACAGUGGCACAAAAUAAACAUGCUCACGUUCUCUCUAAUGAUCUGUUGAUAUAGUUUACAGUUCAGUUUGAUUCCCAUUUCUAUCAAAGACUGUUUUGCACAGGUAUCUUCAUUUAAGACGUUUUAGAUUUUUAUUGUCCUUUAAUCUGUGCGUUUCUGUCAUUGUAUAGUGUGUAAAUUGUUUUUUGAAAUGUAAUCUGCAAGCUGCUCCCUUUAUAUUGAAUUUGUGGUCACUAAACCAACAACAGAAACAUCACUGAAGUAUAUACAAUGUUUACAACAAAAAAAAAUCCUGAUUUGUGGCAGAAAUAUUGGUCUAUAAUUAAUAUGGAACUAUAUAUUGUUAAAAGUUUAAGUAUGAAUAUAUCAGAUUCUUUAAUAACUUCUAUCUCAGCACACAAAAAGUGGCUUUAAACCAUUAAGAAAUAUAGUAGUACGUAUUAGCAUAAAAUUUUAUUCCCUAAGAAAAAGAAUGUAAGCUUUCUGAAAUGUGUUGCUUUGAUAAAGCAGAAAAAUGGCAUUAAAGGAGGAAGGGAGCACUGGGUGGAAAAUGACCACAACUAUUUGAGGAAUGAGCAAAUUGAUAGCUGUAUACCACUGUAUCCAAGUAGAUUUUAUUAUCUUACGUUUAACUGCCAGCUUGUUAAAGAAACGUGUACAUGUCAGCUUGAGCACAGGUACUCAGCACGUCAACGUGAUUAAAUCUGUCAAGCAAUUUUUACGUCCCGGCUGCUGGCUGAUUAAGUUGCCUUUUAUUUUGCAUUUACUGAAAAAAGGCAAAUUCCCUGCGGCUUCUGGGAAUGUUUUAUACCAUGCUAUUUGUUUACUUCGUGUGGCUUAAAAUAGCAAAAGUCAUUGUUGACGUCAUUGGUUUUUAAAAAGGGUUUUCACUUGUACAUACAGCAUCUGUAGCGCAAGUCUGUAAAUGCAUCUAUGUCUAUGAUGGCACUGUAAAUGUAACCCCCUGAGUCUGUUUUGAAUACAUUCCUCUAAACAUAUUGGGACACAUUUUCCUCAGAGAUCUAUAAACUUACUGGGUUUGGAUCAGUGUUUUUUCUUUUGUUAUGUAAAUAAAACUUUAAUACUAAGA